Molecule: messenger RNA, 519 nt
Organism: Hyposmocoma kahamanoa
Lineage: Eukaryota; Metazoa; Arthropoda; Insecta; Lepidoptera; Cosmopterigidae
Exons: 2
Coding region: 15-440 (141 amino acids)
Source: RefSeq, a predicted model, not a curated record
CGCUUUACGCUGAUAUGGCAUAUAUUUUGCUUUUUUUGACUUUCUCUUAUAUUUUUGGGACAGAGGCCUGCAAUCCCGCUGCCGGGAAGAGAGAAGGCAUGACAGAAAUUUUAUCAUAUCUAAAAGGAACGAAAAAUGCGAAGUUGGUACUUGAAAAAUUGACCAACCCCAGAACUUGGGUUACAAAAUCGGAAGGCGUGGAAAUGAACUCGGAACGAGUUCCAUUUAAAAGGGAUGAUUAUGAAAAAUUUAUCGUCGACUAUUACAAUCGCAUUUUGAAGUAUGAAAGUCCACAAACAGAGCAGCUAAACAUGAGAGCUCAAGAAGACCUGCCCGAGUCCAACCCCUUCAAUGACUUAGGAAAUAACCAGCCUAUUCGUAAUGGCGCCCCACUGAAAUGUCCAGAUGGAGACAAGACCUCAGCCAUGGGAAGUAUUUAGUGCACGCACUUGAGUUGACAAUGGGCAUUAUUCAUAAUUUUUUAUCUACACUCGGAAAAAACUUUGUUAGCUGAGAGUC